Ostertagia ostertagi is the source of this 1239-nucleotide messenger RNA. The record is from the annotation of a GenBank genome assembly. Lineage: Eukaryota; Metazoa; Nematoda; Chromadorea; Rhabditida; Trichostrongylidae.
AUGAAACGGCACAAACUCUGCCACAAUUGUGGAGGAGAAGAUCAUGGAGUAGCUCAGUGCAGGAAAGGAUCGUGUAAAAUCUGUAGCGAGUUUGCACACCACACAUCCAUCUGCAAGAAACAGUCGUCCAAAGACACGACUCUGGAGCCUCCUCCAACGCGGAACAAACCAUCUGGAACGAAUUCCUCUCACCAGAGGUCACUACCUACGAAAGUGCACACCGUUUCAUCUAUCGAGCAGACGGUGCAAGCGAAGCCGUCUGAUGUCGUCCUCCACAUGCGAGAUAGAUCCAGCAGCAGCGACACUCUAGUUCUAGUCGGUCAAGCGAAAGUUCUCAACCCGAGAACUCAAACUCUCGAGGCGAUCCACGUCCUGCUAGACACAGGCGCUGACCGCUCAUUCAUCACAAGCUCCCUUGCUGAUCGUCUUCAACUACAGGAAGUUGACUCCAAGCCUCUGACGAUCACGACAUUUGGCUCCACGACGCCAAUACAAAGGAAUUGCGGAAUAACCAACAUCCGACUCUGGGAUAGGAACGGACAUCCGCACUGCUAUUCAGUAGCGAAGAUCGAAAAAUUGACGGAACCCAUGCAACGAAGCCAGCUUAGCGCGGACGACAAAAGGUUCCUCAUCGAAAAUGAAAUACAACUCUCAUUGAGCCAUGCCCAUGUCCACCCACAGAUUCUACUGGGAUGCAGUGACGUCUUCACGCUACUGGAUAACGAACAGGGAGCUCAUCUGACAUUACCGUCCGGACUACGAAUCCUACCCUCUAAGUUAGGUCAUUUAGUAGUGGGACGCGCAAUUACUCCAGCUGGUACAACAGUUGUGCCAGAGCACCUUAGCACCCGUCAAUCAUCCCGUCAUCAAUCCCUCUCAAGUGAAGAACUCGACCACCAGACGGAUUAUGACCGGCAACAUGAAGCUGACGACACGCCAUCUCGAGAAACAAGCUCGGAUAUUCUGACAGCAUCCUGGGAAGAGUUCUGCGCAUUUGAGUCAUCGGGGGUGCAUGAGUUUUCAGGACCAGCCGCAGAAGAGCGCAAACGAAAGAUGAUAGAGAACGUCAGCCCAGAUCUACGAUCUAGAGUGGAAAAACGGAUACCAGAAUUACAAUCCACAUCAUCACAGGAAUACAUCACAGCGACUGAGCGACAAGGAGCAUUGAAAGUUCUCGUACGGAAUCAUCAGGCGUUCAUCGUUCAGCUCAAAGACGCAACACCUGUGAAAAGCAGCUGA